UGCAACGUGCCACAACCACAACUCAAAACAAAAAGAAAAAGAAAAAAACAGAGCAUAUUCCGUGUGUGUGUCCAGACCAAAGAAAAACUAUAAUAUCUCCAAUAAUAACUCGAAAGAAAAUGGUGAAAAGUGUUUGCGAAAUGGAAUUCAAGAGCAACUUCUCCAUCGAUGCCAUUCUGGCCAAGAAACCCACAAACAAAACCACAUCGACAGCCACAUCCACAUCCACGCCGAUGCACACCAUCAAGCAUGAGCCGAUGGCCCUGCCACACCAUCACCAUCACCAUCAUCAUAAUCAUCACCAGUAUGUGCAUCCGUAUGGCAACUCUGAUGGUGAGCUCUCGGCCUCGGAGGACUUCGACAGUCCCUCCCGCACCAGCACACCGAUGAGCAGUGCCGCCGAGUCCCUGUCCUCGCAGAACAACGACAAGCUCGAUGUGGAGUUCGACGACGAGGAGGAUCAGCUGGAGGAGGAGGAGAGCGAGGGCGAGAGCAACCCCAGCAAGAAGCAGAAGAUGAGCAGCUGCAGCAGCGACACCAAGAAGCCCCCCUACAGCUACAAUGCGCUCAUCAUGAUGGCCAUCCAGGACAGCCCCGAGCAGCGGCUGACCCUCAAUGGGAUCUACCAGUACCUGAUCAACCGCUUCCCCUACUUCAAGGCCAACAAGCGGGGCUGGCAGAACUCCAUCCGCCACAACCUCAGCCUCAACAAGUGCUUCACCAAGAUCCCGCGCAGCUACGACGAUCCCGGCAAGGGCAACUACUGGAUCCUGGACCCCUCUGCCGAGGAGGUGUUCAUCGGAGAGACCACUGGAAAGCUGCGCCGCAAGAAUCCCGGCGCCAGUCGCACCCGCCUCGCCGCCUACCGCCAGGCCAUCUUCUCGCCCAUGAUGCCCAGUGGCUAUGGGGGCCCCGCGCCCGGCUAUGGCUACCCCGGAGUGCCCUUUGCCGGAGCUGCUGCCGCCGCCGCCGCUGCCGCUGCUGCACUCUACCAGCGCAUGAAUCCCGCUGCCUAUCAGGCGGCACUGCACCAGCAGAUGCAGUACCAGGCUGCUGCCGCUGCACCCACCCAUCAGCAGUCGCCGCAUCCCGCCCAGCUGCAGGGCUACGCACCGCACAUGAGCGCCGAGCUCUUCCAGCGGAUGCAGUUCUUCGGCAAGUUCCCCAGCAGCUAAGGUGUGCCCCCGGUGCUGCAACGCCCAGCGCUUUGGAUCCACGGGACAAGGCUUUGCCAAGCCGCCGCCGUCACACAGUGGGGAGUGGGAGCGGGAGUGGCUCCUGCUGCCCCCUCCCCCAUCUCCUAUGACGUCUAAAUGCUGCAUUUAGCAAAUUCUUUCGGCCAUUUAUUAUACAUAUUUGGUCUUCAGCGGGCCCCCGCAGUCGGCCUGGAAAGUCGACAAGAAAAGCCAGAAAAAACUUUUUGGCCCGCUUCGGUUGAGGGCUCUGCAGCCCCCCGCCUUCUGGUGCCGAAUCGUCUUACGUUUUACGAUGGGCGCUUUUGUGGUUUGGCUGCAAAUUUUGUACAUAACUUAGACAAAUAUUUACCCAUGAAAAUCACAAAAUUAAAA
Molecule: messenger RNA, 1568 nt
Organism: Drosophila obscura
Lineage: Eukaryota; Metazoa; Arthropoda; Insecta; Diptera; Drosophilidae
Gene: slp1
Product: fork head domain transcription factor slp1
Exons: 1
Coding region: 120-1175 (351 amino acids)
Biological process (GO): regulation of transcription by RNA polymerase II
Cellular component (GO): nucleus
Molecular function (GO): DNA-binding transcription factor activity; sequence-specific double-stranded DNA binding
Source: RefSeq, a predicted model, not a curated record